AUUUUGCCCUGAGUAUUGACUUACAGCAAGCCAAAACCUUAAACUCUAGCACAGCUCACCAUCAUAUUUAGUUGAUCUAAACUGGGUGCAUUGUUACAAACUGUUGCGGUGGGAUUUUGUUAUCUUCCGCCGCUGUUAGGAGAAAUCGCGAAUAUGCUCAUGGACAGCCUGCGAGGUUUUACACGGGGGCUAACAAAUACAGCUUUAGGCUGAGCAGGGAGGAAAUAGCAAACUGUUUUUUUUACAGGCUAUCAUCAAGUGGUUAGCUGUCGUCUACGGGUUAUUUUUGGUUACAUGUUAUCGAGCAGUUAAUUGAUUGGCAGACGGUAAUAUCAGAACAACUGUCCUCGCUUUGCUUUGACCGGGCGGAAGGCUCCAAAAAGCGGACGUUACAUUAGCUACGACUUCUCCGUUAAGAGCAUGUAAAGUUAGCUAGCUUAGCUGAAUAAACGCUACGUGGUGGUUGCUAGCCGUGUAUGUAAUGCUAAGCUACGUAGCCAGCUAAAGGCAAACAUUGACCAACGUUUUCGAGGUUUUUAAAGAUGCUGGUUGAUUGAGGUUGACGUGGAUUCUCCUUGUGAAUCAAGGCCACAGUUGUCAGCUGACGCAAGCUACCUGCCUGGAAGCACUAGGCUUUUGGUAAAGCCAUGGCAGAUGAAAAUACACAGUUCUGUGGAAACUGCAAACAUCACAUUCCAGAGGCUAAUUUCACUACCCAUGAGAUCCACUGUCGGAGGAACAUCGCACUGUGUGAUGUCUGCCAAGAGCCAGUGCCCCAUUCUGAUCUGCAGGAACACAAACAGCAGGAACACGCACAGAUUACAUGCAAGUGUGGUUUGAAGAUUUCGAAGAAUCGUUUCGAUGUCCACCAGAGCACUGAAUGUUCUCAGCGGCUGGUCCCCUGUCAAUACUGUGAACUGGAGAUUGUUUACAGUCAGUCCAAAGAACAUGAGGAUUACUGCGGCACACGCACGGAGCCCUGCCCACACUGCAAGUGCAACGUUAUGUUUAGGGAAAAAGCUGUGCACCCCGUCUUAUGUGGAAGCCUUACACCACCCCAAGAGAGGAACAACAGCCGCACGAGUCGCAGUCCAGUGGACCUACAGUCUCCAGGACCAUGGUUUGAAGCCCACUCCAUCCGAAACCACCUACGAGGUCAAGAGAGAGGCCCAAAGAAUAAUAACAUCAGUGCAGCAGAACAACAGGCCUUUCCCCGACCAUUUGAUCCCAGAGCUUAUAACACUUCAAGGGGAUCUCAAAGCCAAGGAGACUGGAAGAAUAUUACCCAGAGAAAUACACCGUUUAGCCACUUGCUGGGGCAGAGUGAUUUUCUGAGCAGUAGCAGCAGCAGCAGUAGUGCGUGGCCACAUAGUGAGCUCACGCUGGAUGAGGAUUCAUCAGGCCUGGACUACAUGUUGGCUCUCAGUCUGCAGAGUGAUGGAGAAUCAAUGGCUGGAGGUGUAGAGGGCAACUUGUGGAGUGGUAUCUGGGACCACAAGAUUGACAAGAACACCUCUGUAAACUCUCCACUCUCCCCACCCAACAACAACUACCCAAAUUUCACUACAGGCACUAGUGCCAUGCAGGAUCACGAUCAAGCAGAUACCAUGCUGCCAUGUGAGUUUUGCGAAGAGCUCUUUCCAGAAGAGGACCUCAUCCUGCAUCAGACUGGGUGCAGCCCCGCCUCUGCCUUUGCAUCUUUCAGCAAGCAGCCGGUGUCUCCACCCCGAGAGGACAGGAUGGGCAGGAAUACUUCGGGGCUGAUGCACAGCGUCCCGGACACGCUGGCUUCAAACAUUCCAACCUUCCCUCGGUCUGUCUCCCCGGCCUCCUACAGUCCUCCAGCCAGCCCACUAGAGGGCGAUGUGGUCAUUCCAUGUGAAUUCUGUGGCGUCGCUCUAGAAGAGGCUGUUGUCUUUCACCAUCAGGACAAAUGCGACAUGCGUCCACAGACCGCUCAUCCACUGAACAAUCUAACAAAAGCAUCUGUCAAAAAGCCACAGAGCCAAGAAACCUUUGGCCAGAUGUCUCCAGAUUUCCAGAGGAGAGUAAAACACCAAGGUGACUUCAUGGACGACUUUGGGUUCGACAGAGACACACUACCAAGACAAAACCCGAGGGAAUGGCAGAGAGGCUACAUCGGACUGCCGAGUCAAAGGAAGACGUCCAACUGUGACGUUUCCGUUAAAGACCGACCUCAGAACAGCAGAGAGGCAGAAGAGGCUCGGCCGUCUUUCUGUGACACUGACAAAUCUGCAUCUGCGUCUAUAAAGGGACUACAUCUACCAGAAAAUACAGAAGGGAGAGGGAACAUAAGGAAUCCAAUGACGAAGUUGCCCAAGAAGCAGAAUGAAGAGCAGCAGGAAGAGUGAGAGCAGGAACAUCUGGAGAAAUAGAAAAACCAAAAUCUCCUUCUCGGCUUUUCAUUUUAUCUCUUUGCACACUUCUAAAAAAAAAAAAAAUCGAAACAUAUACCUAUCUGAUAAGUGCCUGUGUGAGUAUUAGUACCUUGCAGAUUAUAUUCUGAUGAAUUUUGCUAUUAAAGUCCAAGCAAGUAAUUUGAUUUAUUCAUGCAUAUUCUGCUUUUUGUUCACAAUUUGUUUCAAGUGUUUUGUAUGUCUUACAUUUAGCCUUAACAGAUAAAUUAUAAAAUGGAUUUUAUUUACGCUCAAUUUGAUUCGAUUGGCCUCUUUUUUUUCUUUUUCUUUUUCAUUUAUAUUUUAACAAAAUGUGUCACGGCUCAUUAAGAACAUCGGGAUUGUCAAACACAGACACUUGACUUUGUCGGUGUGCUUUUGUCUGACUUAAUCUGUACCUUGUUACUUCAGCCAAGGACAUUUUGUUUUCAUCCCUGAUCGUUUCUGUCAGGAUCGUUCUCAGUGUUCCUGUUAGUUUCUGCAUCUUUAUGUAACCCUAAAGCACUUUGAUAGAUUAUUUUGUUCAAAAAGGGCUUAAGGAACUGAUUUGAUAAAUUAAUGCAUCUUUGAGCAAGAAAAAAAAAUAACUAUUAUUGAACAUGUGUCUUUUUAUACUGUUGAACAUUGGUCUUUAAUACCCUUCAGUAAUAUUUAGAUUUUUUUAAUCAUAACUAUAGAACUGUAUGUGUUGUUAUGAAGAGAUGGCUUUUGAAGCAGUGUCUCCUGUCCAGUCUUCUUUUAAGUAGUAUAAAAAUGUUUGUGUGCUGCUCCUCUGAAUAGGAUUUAAAGAUUGAUAAGAUGUGUUUUGUUUGUAACAUAUAGGGUCCACUUUAGAAGUACAUGCAAAAUAGGCAACCAUGUGCCGCAGACAGUUGAGAAAGUGUUUCCUCAUUGAUAUCCGAUCAAUAAGCUAUCUUGCAACAAUCGGUGAAAUCACCUGGUGCGGUGUUUGGAUGGACUUGAGGCACUCAUAGCUCCUGGCUGACUAUUCCUGUUUAAGAACAACUGUUGUUGAUGCUCUUCGUCUUGUGUGUCUAUUAAAUGUAUAAUGAGACGAAA
Molecule: messenger RNA, 3476 nt
Organism: Acanthopagrus latus (yellowfin seabream)
Lineage: Eukaryota; Metazoa; Chordata; Actinopteri; Spariformes; Sparidae
Gene: trafd1
Product: TRAF-type zinc finger domain containing 1
Exons: 12
Coding region: 648-2372 (574 amino acids)
Source: RefSeq, a predicted model, not a curated record